Molecule: messenger RNA, 3915 nt
Organism: Annulohypoxylon maeteangense
Lineage: Eukaryota; Fungi; Ascomycota; Sordariomycetes; Xylariales; Hypoxylaceae
Product: N1221-domain-containing protein
Exons: 7
Coding region: 247-3291 (1014 amino acids)
Biological process (GO): cytoskeleton organization
Cellular component (GO): cytosol
Source: RefSeq, a predicted model, not a curated record
GGUACAUUUUCAACCCACCAACCCACUUCAUCGAUUUGCGCGUUGUCGUUAACCAGCUUCAAAUAUUCUUCACUGCUUCACUGCGAAAUUAGCCCAGGUUAAGGAUUACCUCUCUUUGCAUAUUCUUGGCGUUCUUUUACUACAUACUCUCGAAGAGCUAUGUAUGGCCACCUGUAGUUGGAUUCUCGUUAUGUACCCUUAAGUGACAGCGCGUUAAUCGCAACCCCCUCAACGCAUCGACACAUCAUGAACUCGUUAUGGUCAAGAGCUGCCGACGAUGGCGCUGAUCCACUGAAAGCUCCAGAAGAUGUUGCCGACACAGGCGUUGCUGAUGUCGGCCCUGGAACCGCGAAUACAGCGCCCAUUCGGCAACCCAUACCCGUUCGACCUCCAAUGCAGCGAAAUCAAAUUCAGCCUAAUCCACCUACGCAACCUACUCCGCCGACGAGCAAUCAGCCCCAGGAUUCAUUAUCGUUAGCUCAACUGAGGCGCAUAGUGUCUGAGUUUCCACGUAACGAAGCCCCCGCAUACGAUUUCGAAUAUUCUGACACGGGCCCAAAUGAAGAGGAGAUCGACGAGUGGUUCGUCUACCAAUUUUCGCAAUGGAUAAGAUUGACUUCUGUCCAGAGAGCUUUUGAGUGGCAGUGGGAACAUGAUAUCGCGGCAAGACAGGAUGAAAUAACUUGGGAUGAAGCAGAUGACGAGGUCAGAACGAAUUUCAUCCAGCAGGCCCUGGAUGGCAUCAAAGCUAGCGAUGCUGGUAUACGUGCUGCUGCGAUAGGGAGACUUACUUAUCUCAUCCUGGGUCGAUGGGCCGACACGGCUGGGGCCCCUCAAGGAGAUAGGACAAAAAUUCGAAGCGUCGCAACACCAGCUCAACUUGCUGCUAUGAAAUCUGCAGUAAAGCUACUCGCUGAGUGGAAUGGCAUUCCUAUUGUAUGGACGGCGUUACGCAAUGCUUAUGAAUCAUUAUGGGUAGACGAAUCGAUAAGACCUCAAGGUAAUCGCCUAACAGAGGCCCAAGAUGAGCUGACGAACCUAAUGACCAUCAUGUAUAUGUGCAUACAAGAAACACUCAUUGACCUAGACGACAUGAACUUGGUGCGGCGCACGCUUUUGGAAUUGGAUCCUCAUUUGACAACAUUCAUGCUCUCGGCGUCGGCAAAGCUUCGAUGGCAAGAAGUGAACGUUGUACCAGCUCCUCAGACACUUUUGCUCCUAUGGAAAUCAAUCCUUCUUGAGUUUGGUGGGACCAAGGAGAUUGAUGACACUAAAAAGGCCCUACGAGAAACGGCCGUGGACGACAAGGAGAAAGACCUAAUCAUGGCUACACCUCUCGACUAUCAUGUAUUUCGACAAGAAAUUACUUCGAAAUACCCAGCUUAUGUACCUCCUCAACCAAUAAUACCACUCGAAGCAGAUAAUACUUCACUCUUGCCUCCUCUGCCCAACCACCCUACUAGAAAUAAUGGGUCGAAUGGUAUACUUCCGGCUGCUCCAGGUACACAAAACGGAGGGGCGUCGAUCCUACAUCAACCUGUCCACAUUGCCACCCCAGCUCCGUCUCCUCCGCCGUCUCCGGCAGUUGGUGGAAAGGGAGGCAAGAAGCAGAACUACCAAACGAAUCAGAAUUUUCCGUUCAUGUACCCUCCAUUAGACGCUACUAGCAACAGUGCGGGAGGCAAGGGUGGGGCUGGUCUACAGGAUAUCCUUGUCGGCCGUAAAUGGGAAGGCAGUGAUGUACCUGCAUCCAUUCUCGAGGCAGGCGAGCUAUUCGCUAGGAGAGUACGAAUGACCCGGGCUACAAGACAGCUAUGGGAAGAGCGGGAGAAGUUCCAAAGAUUCGAGAGGGGAUGGGACCCGUCAGAUGAUGACAUUGAAGAUCUGGAUUUGGAUGCCUUAGAACUUGGAGACGAUGUUGACGAGGACAAAAUUCUCGAAGCAAUUCAAAAGAGGGAGAGAAAAAUCCGAGGGGCCGAGAUCGAUUACGGUCCGAACCCGAAUCUUGACCCAGAAGUCAAGCGGCGACUAGAAGCUAUCGAAUCAUUUUAUGCCGCUGCAUUGCCGCAACUGCAGUCCUUAGUGAUAGUCCUUAUGAAGGGCGUAUUAUUCAAUGUUACUGCAUGUAUUACCCUGCCAGCUAAUAGCCAGCAGCAAUCGGGAAUGCAAGUGAACUCCCAGCCCCGCGUCAAUGGUGGUGUCGCGACAAAUCGAUCGCAAGAUAGCUCCAUGGGCGCCAGCAGCUUGGCAAACCAGGAUGGCACUGAACCUUCUUUGGAUGACUUAGAUGGCACAAGAUGCAGAGAAAUCGAAUCGAAAGCCGCCACGGGUAUUAUUCUUCUACUCAUGAAAUGGCUCAAGAUCUCGCAUGUUCUAAAGUUCGAAUACCUGUCGCAGCUACUAUUGGAUUCUAAUUAUCUUCCUUUGGUGCUAAAGCUAUUCGCGCAUCAAGACAUUCAGCAGGUGGUCGAUAGCAAAACAGAUCGCCUCGAAAAUAGUUUCUUCCAAUUUUGUAAUGAGCGUGUCCAUCCCCUGGAUAAGAUGCCGCAAGAACCGGCUGAGAUUAACGGACCUGAGGAGGAAAGCGAGGACGAUGCGGCACCUCCACCUAUCAAACGACGACGAUCACCACCUGAACAAGUGUCUGCAGCCGCUGAAAUGGGCGAUGUUGCAACGACGGAAGGGCAGGUACCCACUCGUCCUGAAGUAGACGAAUUGGGCUACCCAGUAAACCCUCUGCCGAAUGAACCUAUUACCGACUUCUCUCGCCGCAAUUUCUUUGCCCUCAUCAACUAUCUGCGAAUCAUGCAGAAGAUCUGCAAGAAUAAGGCGCAUCGCAAUUUAUUACUCGUCCAGUAUAAGUCGUCUAAUAUUAUACGCAAGUCACUUAAGGUACCACAGAACGAGCUGCGGCUCUAUACGCUCAAGCUGUUCAAGAACCAAGUACCUUACUGCGGCCGCAAGUGGCGGCAGAGUAAUAUGCGCGUUAUCACCGCCAUUUACUUGCAUUGCCGACCAGAGCUUCGAGAUGAGUGGCUAGCGGGUAGCGACGUGGAUGCGGAAGUCGAGGAGGCGCUGCCACUCGAGCAAGCCCUCCGGAGCUUGACCCACUGGUUCAACGUCCGGAGGUACCCUGAACAGAUGGCAGCGGAUAUUAGGGAGGCGCUGCGGAACGAGCAAGAUUUCUUCAAGCGAGAGCUCGAGAAGUUAGACGUAUGGGCCGAUGUCGGCCAGGUAGAAGCAAUGAAUGCCGAAUGGGAUCAUCUCGGACACGGCCCCGCAUACGGUUGAUCGCGGCUUGUCGGGCUGCUCGGCUUAUCUUUUCAGAGAGAACAGCGCUUCGAGUCGCGGGAACUAGCCGUUCAAAUUCUACUGGGUGAUCUAGGUGGUUCUAUUCAGACAUGUUUGGGGAUGGCAUGAUUGUGGGUUUGGUCAUGAAUAGAUAUUGGCUUGGCUGGAUACCCUAGUGAUCCUAGUGCUCUUAUUAAGUGCUUGGAGGAGGCAGAGAGGUCGGUAUGGAGUACCUCGUGAAACGGAUUGCGGCGACGGACGCCCUGAUCCUGUUGUUCGCAGGAGCGGCAGUUCCAUAUCCUGACGGAACUGCCAGCUUCCAGAUGUACAUGUUGGUACUGGAUAUAUGAGGCCUAUAACGAUGACAUGACAAUACGCCUCAUGAAAUAGGCCUCAAAGCCUUCUCCCCGUCUUGAUACUUGUGCGUAAGUGACUGGCUUACUGAUCUAGUUAGUUACAAAGAUGGUGUGAUAUUUAAGGGGGGUGGAGGUAAAAUCAGCCAUGUCUUCCAACAUAUCCAAUAUUGUACUGUGCAUGAGUAGUAGGUAGAUACCUAGGUAGGUAGGUACCUAUCACGAUGAUUAUUGUUGGCGCCGUGUUUAUAUGACCCCAACCAACGAUCUU